CUGCGACCCAGGAAAGUGCUUCGCUUUCACCUCUGCCGUGUGAGCCUGUGAACAGAAACUUUGUACAGCGUUUAACCACCCAGCCAAGGCUCGCCGGGGAUGAUGGCCAACUGCACAGAACCCGAGGCUGACGAGGACCAAUUUGAAGAUGCCUACGAAAACAUCCCAGUGGCAUCCCAGAUGGACUUGAAGAGUGCCCUGGAAGAAUGCAAUAUUGCACUGAGUUUAUUCUUAAAUAACAAAUUCUCUGAAGCUUUGGAUUUGCUGCGGCCAUGGUCAAAAGACAGCAUGUACCAUGCUCUGGGUUACAGCACUAUGCAUGCAAUGCAGGCAGCCAUGACCUUUGAGCAACAAGAUAUCCUUGCAGCCAUUGGAACAAUGAAGGACGCCUUACAAACUUGCCAGAGAUCAAGGUUUCGAAAGAAGAAUUCUGUUGUGGAGUCAUUGUCGCAUUUAGUUUCAAAACAAGGGUCUGAUCAACUGACAGAAGAGGAGAUGCAUGCGGAGAUGUGCUACGCAGAAUGCCUGCUUCAGAAGGCAGCUUUGACAUUAGUCCAGGAUGAAAAUAUGAUUAAUUUUAUUAAAGGAGGAAUCAAAAUACGAACAAGUUACAACAUCUAUAGAGAAUGUCAACAAAUCGUACAGAUGACACAGGACCGGGUCAAAACUGAAGUCUACUGCCAAUUUGAAGGAGGAGUCAAGCUAGGAAUUGGAGCUUUUAAUCUGAUGCUGUCUCUGCUACCUUUGAGAAUUCUUCGUCUUCUUGAAUUUAUUGGAUUUUCGGGAAAUCGGGAUCUGGGGUUAUCCAUGCUGCGAGAAGGUGCCACCACUCAUAGCUUGAGAGCUGUACUGUGUGCCUUGACUCUACUGAUGUAUCAGACUUACAUCACUGUUGUCCUCGGUGCGGGUGAAGGCAACCUCCAGGAAGCUGAAACACUUCUUCAACCUUACCUCGAGAAAUAUCCUACUGGCUCCAUUAUAUUGUUUUAUUCAGCAAGAAUAAAAGUACUCAGGGGAAACUUUGAAAUUGCUCAGACAAAGUUCGAGGAAUGUAUUGCAGCUCAGGAAGAGUGGAGACAGAUUCAUCAUCUAUGUUACUGGGAGCUAAUGUGGAGUUACUGCUUUCAGCAACAGUGGCUGAAGGCAUAUCACUUUGCAGACCUCCUGUGUAAGGAAAGCCGGUGGUCCCAGGCAAUCUACAUGUUUCAGAAAGCUGCAAUUCUCAGCAUGCUCCCUGAACAAGACAUUCAAAACACAGGCGAGAAAGUGGAAGAGCUGUUCAGAAAAGUUGAAGGUCUGAAGCAGCGAAUUGCUGGAAAAUCUAUACCCACAGAGAAGUUUGCAGUGAGAAAAGCCAGGCGCUAUAUGUCACCAAACCCUGUUAAACUGGCUGUGCCUUUGCUGGAAAUGAUGUACGUGUGGAAUGGAUUUGCAAUACUGGGUAAACGAGCAGACUUGACUGAGAACAUGCUGGUUACAAUAGAAAAGGAAGAAAUAGAGUUACAAAAUCACCCCAAGCCUGUUGAAUAUCAAGCAGAUGAUGAGAGUCUGGUACAGCUCCUGAAAGGGCUAUGUCUCAAGCAUUUGGGCCGCCUCUUACAAGCUGAGCUCUGCUUUAAUCAGGUGAUUCAAAGUGAGAAGAGGAUAAGAUAUGACCAUUAUUUGGUGCCAUUUACUCUUUAUGAAAUGGGAUUGUUAUACAAACAGCAAGGACACAACGAUAAAGCCAGAAUGUACUUUGAAACUGCAAAGAAUAACUACAAAGACUAUUCAAUGGAAUCUAGGUUACAUUUUAGGAUCCAUGCUGCACUGAACAGCUUGAAGAAUUCCCCUACCUCAACACCUUGACCAGUUCCUCAGAAUCAAAUUCCUGAAGUACGUUGCAAUAAAUAAAUAUGUGUACGGGUAGGAGUGAUAUGCAAAUCACAUACUAGAGCAAAUUAAUGCUGACAUAAUCUGCUGUCUUAGAAGUAUUCUGAAUGUAGUAAUACGUCCCCCUUUUCCCAUUUUACAAAUUAGCCAGGGUUUUUUCUACAGUGCUGUAAAAUGUGUUCAACUCUAUAUAUCCUUGCAUAAAAAUAAAAGUCAGAGUUUUGUUCUUUA
This is a messenger RNA of Chiloscyllium plagiosum (whitespotted bambooshark), 2103 nucleotides long. NCBI's taxonomy places the organism in Eukaryota, Metazoa, Chordata, Chondrichthyes, Orectolobiformes, Hemiscylliidae. The record is from RefSeq and is a predicted model, not a curated record.